ACCGGGAAGUAGGCGAAUACGGAGCGAUGGCUGUUCUGGAGCCCUUGCUCCCGGGCAGACCAGAGGCCGCGGUGCCCCCGCGGUAGACCGGACCUGGGUGGCGGCCUCCGGGGUCCAGAGGGAUGGAGGGGUCUAAGACGUCCAGCAGCACCAUGCAGGUGAGCUUCGUGUGCCAGCGCUGCAGCCAGCCCCUGAAACUGGACACGAGUUUCAAGAUCCUGGACCGUGUCACUAUCCAGGAGCUCACAGCUCCAUUACUUGCCACAGCCCAGGUGAAACCAGGAGAGACCCAGGAGGAAGAGGCUAACUCAGGAGAGGAGCCAUUUAUUGAAACUCGCCAGGAUGGUGUCUCUCGUAGAUUCAUUCCACCAGCCAGGAUGAUGUCUACAGAAAGUGCCAACAGCUUCACUCUGAUUGGGGAGGCAUCUGAUGGUGGCACCAUGGAGAACCUCAGCCGAAGACUGAAGGUCACGGGGGACCUUUUUGACAUCAUGUCGGGCCAGACAGAUGUGGAUCACCCAUUGUGUGAGGAAUGCACAGAUACUCUUUUAGACCAGCUGGACACUCAGCUCAACGUCACCGAAAAUGAGUGUCAGAACUACAAACGCUGUUUGGAGAUCUUAGAGCAAAUGAAUGAAGAUGACAGUGAACAGCUACAGAUGGAGCUAAAGGAACUGGCAUUAGAGGAGGAGAGGCUGAUCCAGGAGCUGGAAGAUGUGGAAAAGAACCGCAAGAUAGUGGCAGAAAAUCUCGAGAAGGUCCAGGCUGAGGCUGAAAGACUGGAUCAGGAGGAAGCUCAGUAUCAGAGGGAAUACAGUGAAUUUAAACGACAACAGCUGGAGCUGGAUGAUGAGCUGAAGAGUGUAGAAAACCAGAUGCGUUAUGCUCAGAUGCAGCUGGACAAGCUGAAGAAAACCAAUGUCUUUAAUGCGACCUUCCACAUCUGGCACAGUGGACAAUUUGGCACAAUCAAUAACUUCAGACUGGGUCGCCUGCCCAGUGUCCCUGUGGAAUGGAAUGAGAUUAAUGCUGCUUGGGGCCAGACAGUGUUGCUGCUCCAUGCCCUGGCCAAUAAGAUGGGUCUGAAAUUUCAGAGGUAUCGACUUGUUCCUUACGGAAAUCAUUCAUAUCUGGAGUCUCUGACAGAUAAAUCUAAGGAGCUGCCGUUAUACUGUUCUGGGGGGUUGCGGUUUUUCUGGGACAACAAGUUUGAUCAUGCAAUGGUGGCUUUCCUGGACUGUGUGCAGCAGUUCAAAGAAGAGGUUGAGAAAGGCGAGACACGUUUUUGUCUUCCUUACAGGAUGGAUGUGGAGAAAGGCAAGAUUGAAGACACAGGAGGCAGUGGCGGCUCCUAUUCCAUCAAAACCCAGUUUAACUCUGAGGAACAGUGGACAAAAGCUCUCAAGUUCAUGUUGACGAAUCUUAAGUGGGGUCUUGCUUGGAAACUUUUGUCCCCACUGAGACGAGAUGUUUGAGAUGCACAGUUGGAUAAUGUGGGAAAAUGACAUCUAAGCUUUGCCUGGACACCAUGUGAUGUGAUCAGAAGCUUGAAAUUUAACACUUCUCACUUGGUUCUAGUCCCGAAUGCCUUCUCUGCUCUGUGUUAGAAAUGUGAAAUGGUGUUUGAUACUGUUUGAGACAUUAUGGAGAUUUAAUUAUUUGUAAUAAAAGAUUUGCUACAGUCUGACAACUGACCAGAGGUACACUGUUGGGUCUUUCUUUAACUAAAAUAGAGUACUUUAUAUUUUGGGAGAAUUGAGUGCAAGUGCAGAUAUGAGGUAAUUCUGUUGAAACA
Cynocephalus volans (Philippine flying lemur) is the source of this 1795-nucleotide messenger RNA. RefSeq names its product beclin 1 (gene BECN1). Gene Ontology annotation, biological process: autophagosome assembly; autophagy; late endosome to vacuole transport. NCBI's taxonomy places the organism in Eukaryota, Metazoa, Chordata, Mammalia, Dermoptera, Cynocephalidae. The coding region runs from base 123 to 1475 and encodes 450 amino acids. Gene Ontology annotation, cellular component: phagophore assembly site; phosphatidylinositol 3-kinase complex, class III, type II; phosphatidylinositol 3-kinase complex, class III, type I. The record is from RefSeq and is a predicted model, not a curated record. The transcript has 13 exons.